GUGCGUUAACACUUAACGCCUAUCUAGGGAAACAGAAUUGAACGGACGACGGUGGAGCGUGGGCUGCUGGGUCCCAACCGCCUAUCUCCAUGCAACUCACGACUCCACACGUAGCGCUCCAUUCCUAUUGGCAGUAAGCACAAGACCCAAUAUCACGAAAAUAUCUGCUGAUCCGAUCAUUCACUAGUCAUAACGGGCUAGAACCUAAAACCAACGCUCACUAGAUCGCUCCCGCUCCUCUCAAAAGAACCCUAGAGGGAAAAAUGGUGUACACUCUCUCUGGAAUUCGCCUUCCUGUGGUUUCAUCCGCCAACAAUCAGUCUGUAUUGAGCAUUUCCAGUGGUCGAAGGACUGCAAAUCUGUCUCUCUUUUCCAAGAAGAGCUCGUUUUCUAGGAAAAUUUUUGCUGGAAAGUCUUCUUAUGAUUCUGACUCAUCGUCUUUAAGGGUUGCUGCAUCUGACAAAACCCUUGUUCCUGGAAGCCAGAUUGAUGGCUCUUCAUCCUCAACAGGUCAAAUUGAAGUUCCUGACACAGUUUUGGAAGAUCCCCAGGUAUUGCAAGAUGUGGAUGAUCUAACAAUGGAAGAUGACAAUGACAUCAACAAACCAACCAAUGAUUGUAGUAAGGUUGAUGAAAAUCAAGAUUUCGUUCAUUCAGAUCUCAUAGAUAAAGAUGAUAAAGUUCAGGGAGCAGAAAAGGCAGUUACUUUACCUGGGACAGGAACGAUUAAAAAGGAGGAAGCUAGACCAAAGUCCAUACCUCCGCCUGGCACUGGACAGAGAAUAUAUGAAAUAGAUCCAUUUUUGAGAGGUUAUCGUGAACAUAUUGAUUACCGUUUCGGACAAUACAAGAAAAUGCGUGAGGCAAUUGACAAGUACGAAGGCGGUUUGGACUUAUUUUCUCGUGGAUAUGAAAAGAUGGGCUUCACUCGCAGUGCAACAGGUAUAACAUAUAGAGAGUGGGCACCUGGAGCUAAGUCGGCAGCAUUGAUUGGAGAUUUUAAUAAUUGGAAUCCUAAUGCGGAUAUAAUGACUCAGGUAGGCUCCAGGACAAAGAAUGAAUUUGGUGUGUGGGAGAUCUUUUUGCCAAACAAUGCAGAUGGUUCACCUCCAAUCCCCCAUGGCUCUCGAGUGAAGAUCCACAUGGAUACUCCAUCUGGCAUUAAAGAUUCUAUUCCUGCUUGGAUCGAGUUCUCUGUACAGGCUCCCGGUGAAAUUCCAUACAAUGGUAUAUAUUAUGACCCACCAGAAGAGGAGAAGUAUGUUUUUCAGCAUCCUCAACCAAAAAAACCAAAAUCACUUAGGAUUUAUGAGGCACAUGUCGGAAUGAGUAGUACGGAGCCAGUAGUCAACACAUAUGCCAACUUUAGAGAUGAUGUGCUACCUCGCAUCAAAAGGCUUGGUUAUAAUGCUGUCCAGAUAAUGGCAAUUCAGGAGCAUUCCUAUUAUGGCAGCUUUGGGUACCAUGUCACAAACUUUUUUGCACCCAGUAGUCGCUGUGGAACUCCUGAUGAUCUUAAGUCUUUGAUAGAUAAAGCUCAUGAGCUAGGUUUGCUUGUUCUCAUGGAUAUUGUGCAUAGCCACGCAUCAAAUAAUGUGCUAGAUGGGCUAAACAUGUUUGAUGGAACUGAUAGUCACUACUUCCAUUCUGGAUCAAGGGGUUAUCACUGGAUGUGGGAUUCUCGCCUUUUUAAUUACGGAAGCUGGGAAGUACUGAGAUUCCUUCUUUCAAAUGCAAGAUGGUGGCUAGAUGAGUACAAGUUUGACGGGUUCAGAUUUGAUGGUGUGACUUCCAUGAUGUACACACACCAUGGAUUGCAGGUAGAAUUUACUGGAAACUACAACGAAUAUUUUGGAUAUGCUACCGAUGUAGAUGCCAUGGUUUAUCUAAUGCUCGUUAAUGAUCUUAUUCAUGGGCUCUUCCCUGAGGCUGUUACUAUUGGUGAAGAUGUGAGUGGAAUGCCAGCAUUCUGUAUUCCUGUUCAAGAUGGUGGUGUGGGAUUUGAUUAUCGCUUACAUAUGGCCAUUGCUGAUAAAUGGAUUGAGCUUCUCAAGAAACCUGAUGAAUAUUGGAAAAUGGGUGACAUUAUUCACACGCUCACCAAUAGAAGGUGGUUGGAAAAAUGUGUUGCUUAUGCUGAAAGUCAUGACCAAGCUCUAGUUGGUGACAAAACCAUUGCUUUUUGGUUAAUGGACAAGGAUAUGUAUGACUUCAUGGCUUUGGAUAGGCCAGCAACUCCUGCUAUAGAUCGUGGAAUAGCAUUACACAAAAUGAUCAGACUUAUUACCAUGGGCUUAGGGGGAGAAGGAUACCUGAAUUUCAUGGGAAACGAAUUUGGACAUCCUGAGUGGAUAGAUUUUCCAAGGGGUGAUCAACAUCUUCCUAGUGGCAAAAGAAUUCUUGGGAACAAUUUCAGUUUUGAUAAAUGCCGGCGCCGGUUUGAUCUAGGGGAUGCAGAAUUUCUAAGGUACCGUGGACUGCAAGAAUUUGAUCAGGCAAUGCAGCAUCUUGAAGAAAAAUAUGGCUUCAUGACUUCAGAGCACCAAUAUAUAUCAAGGAAGGAUGAAGGAGAUAGGAUUGUUGUCUUUGAGAAGGGGGACCUAGUUUUUGUCUUCAACUUUCAUUGGACUAACAGCUAUUCAGAUUACAGAGUAGGCUGCUUAAAGCCAGGAAAGUAUAAGAUUGUCUUGGAUUCGGAUCUUUUGUUGUUUGGAGGCUUCAAUAGACUAGACCAUAAUGCAGAAUACUUCAGCUCUGAUGGAUGGUAUGAUGACAGACCUCAUUCCUUCCUGAUAUAUGCACCUUGUAGAACAGUAGUGGUCUAUGCCCCUGACAAAGAAUUGGAACCUGUCAAGGGCUGAAACUAUCUUAAUAAAGCUUCUCGAUAUUUACGUUGCUGCCCAUUAGUGUCAGCAUCCUGGAGACAGAAUAACCAAGAUGACAAAAAUGAAGGGUGUACAUACAUGCAUGCAGAGUUGAAAAGUGUGAGCAGCAUUGGAAUAUCAGUCUUGUAAGCGGAGGAGCAACAUGGCAUUGUGUAAAUGUUUGUCAUGUAUCAUCUUGCCAGCUAAAACCAUGGUGGUUGCUAUAGAUUUCUGCGGGAUAGGUUUCAGUGUAUAGCACGCCGCAUUAUUUAUAAUGAAAUGCCUUGGAUUUUUGUAAUUUUGCAAUUACGGGUGCUUAUAAUGGAAUGCCUAGUACUGACACCCUGUAUUGGGCAAAACAAUGCUUGCUUGUCUGAUGGGUUCUUCUCCACCCUUUUCGGUUCAAUGACCUUUGUCUCACCUGUCCUGCAUGCCAGCCCAAUCAUCAGGCGAAUUUUUCUU
This is a messenger RNA of Vitis riparia (riverbank grape), 3326 nucleotides long. RefSeq names its product 1,4-alpha-glucan-branching enzyme 2-2, chloroplastic/amyloplastic-like. Gene Ontology annotation, biological process: starch metabolic process. The record is from RefSeq and is a predicted model, not a curated record. Gene Ontology annotation, cellular component: cytoplasm. Gene Ontology annotation, molecular function: 1,4-alpha-glucan branching enzyme activity; hydrolase activity, hydrolyzing O-glycosyl compounds; cation binding. Bases 264 to 2861 code for a protein of 865 amino acids. NCBI's taxonomy places the organism in Eukaryota, Viridiplantae, Streptophyta, Magnoliopsida, Vitales, Vitaceae. The transcript has 24 exons.